GGUCGCCAUGAGCCUGAUGCUGGAGACGCUGCUGGGCCCCCCGGGGGGGCUCCGCAAGGAGCCGGGCCGAGCUCCCCCGCGCUCCGCCGCCUCCAGCGGUUUCUACUCGUGGCCGGCCCCGGUGGUGGGACGGGCGCGGGGCGCGGGGGGCGGCGGCGGCAGCGCGGCCGCAUCCUCCACCGAGAGCCUGGACUCGCUGAACGGCGAACCGCGGGCGCGCAACGAGAAGGAGCUGCUGCAGGUGCUGAACGACCGCUUCGCCGGCUACAUCGAGCGGGUGCGGGCGCUGGAGCAGCAGAACCGGGCGCUGGCGGCCGAGGCGGCGGCGCUGCGGCAGCAGCAGGCGGGGCGCUCGGCCAUGGGCGAGCUGUACGCCCGGGAGCUGCGGGACAUGCGGGGCACCGUGCUGCGCCUGGGCGCCGAGAAGGGGCAGCUGCGGCUGGAGCGGGCGCGCCUGGCCGAGGACGUGGCGGCGCUGCGGGGAAGGCUGGAGGACGAGGCUCGGCAGCGCUCGGAGCUGGAGGCGGCGGCCCGCGGGCUGGCGCAGCGCUCGGCGCAGGAGGAGCGGGCGCGGGCGCCGCUGGAGGAGCGAGCCCGGGCCCUGCGGGAGGAGGCGGAGCAGCUGCGGAGGCAGCACCGAGCCGAGGUGGGAGCGCUGCUGCGCGGGGCGCGCCCCGAGCUGCCCGCGGAGCCCCCCGCGUCCCUGCGGCCCGGAGUGACCGCCGCUCUCCGAGACCUGCGCGCACAGCUGGAGGGCACGGCCGCCCGCAGCACCCUGCAGGCCGAGGAGUGGUUCCGCGUGAGGCUGGACAAGCUCUCGGAGGUGGCCAAGGUGAACACGGAUGCCAUGCGCUUGGCCCAGGAGGAGAUCUCCGAGUACCGCCGGCAGCUCCAGGCCAAGACCACCGAGCUGGAAGCCCUCAAAGGGACCCAGGAGUCGCUGGAGAGGCAGAGGCAGGACUCGGAGGAGCGCCAUCAUGCAGAUGUCCUGUCCUACCAGGAAACCAUCCAGCAGCUUGACAGCGAGCUGAGGAACACCAAGUGGGAGAUGGCAGCUCAGCUCCGGGAGUACCAGGAUCUGCUCAAUGUCAAAAUGGCCCUGGACAUCGAAAUUGCUGCCUACAGAAAGCUCCUGGAAGGGGAGGAAUAUCGGCUGGAGACUGGCAUUGGCAUGCUCUCCUACCCCGAGGUGGUCCCCAAGCCCCCCAGCAUCACCACCAGCAUCAAGGUGAAGAGCGAGGAGAAGAUCAAGGUGGUGGAAAAAUCAGAGAAGGAGACGGUGAUUGUGGAGGAGCAGACAGAGGAAAUCCAGGUGACUGAGGAGGUCACAGAGGAGGAGGAGGCUGAGAAAGAGGCUGAAGAGGAAAAAGCUGAAGAGAAGGAGGAGGGGGAGGAAGAAGAAGAGGAGAAAGCUGAAGAAGAGGGUGAAGAAAAGGCCAAGUCCCCAGAGAAACCCGAGUCCCCCACAAAGGAGGAGGCCAAGACCCCAGAGAAACCCGAGUCCCCCACAAAGGAGGAGGCCAAGACCCCAGAGAAACCUGAGUCCCCCGCAAAGGAGGAGCCCAAGACCCCAGCAGUCAAGUCCCCUGAAAAGCCCCCGACCCCCUCCAAGGAAGGGGCCAAGACCCCAGUUGUGAAAUCCCCAGAAAAACCUGCAACCCCCUCAAAAGAGGAGGCAAAGAGCCCGGCUGUGAAGUCCCCAGAGAAACCCCCAACCCCCUCAAAGGAGGAAGCCAAGACUCCAGCUGUCAAAUCCCCUGAAAAGCCACCAACACCCUCAAAAGAGGAGGCCAAGACCCCGACAGUGAAGUCCCCAGAGAAACCUGCACCUCCCUCAAAGGAUGAGGCCAAGACCCCAACAGUGAAAUCCCCAGAGAAACCCACACCCCCCUCAAAAGAGGAGGCCAAGACCCCAACUGUAAAGUCCCCGGAGAAACCCCCGGCCCCCUCUAAAGAAGAGGCCAAGAGCCCGUCUGUGAAAUCUCCAGAGCCACCGGCAACUCCCUCAAAAGAAGAAGCCAAACCCCCAUCUGUCAAAUCCCCAGAGAAGCCCCCAACCCCCUCAAAGGAGGAGGCCAAGCCCCCAGCUGUGAAGUCCCCAGAGAAGCCCCCAACCCCCUCAAAGGAGGAGGCCAAGCCCCCGGCUGUGAAGUCCCCAGAGAAGCCCCCAACCCCCUCAAAGGAGGAGGCCAAGCCCCCGGCUGUGAAGUCCCCAGAGAAGCCCCCAACCCCCUCAAAGGAGGAGGCCAAGCCCCCAGCUGUGAAGUCCCCAGAGAAAGUCAAAUCUCCUGUGAAGGAGGAGGCCAAGUCUCCGCAGAAGGAAGUGGCCCCAGCCAAGGAGCCGAGCCCUGCUCCGAAGGAGCCAAAGGCCCCCGCCAAGGAGGAGCAGCCCAAGGAGGUGAAGGCUCCCUCCAAGCCCAAGGAGGGUAAGAAGGAGGAAGCUCCCAAGAAGGAAGUCCUGGCCAAGGCAGAGGAGAAACCCAAAGAGAAGGCGGCUGCUGUGCCAGAGCCUCCAGCUCCACAGGCCAAAGAGACCAAGCCAAGCCCCAAACCCGCUGAAGAGGGAAAAGCCGAGGAGGCUCCAGCAAAACCUCAGCAGGAGGUCAGCAAAGCAGCCAGCAAGGAGGCUGAGAAGCCAAAGGCUGAGGAGAAGGUGGAGGAGCCCAAGAAGAAAGUAGAAGAACCAAAGAAGGAGAAGGUGGAGGAGGCCAAGAAGGAGAAGGCAGAGGAGGCCAAGAAGGAGAAGGUGGAGGAGCCCAAGAAAGUGGAGGAGCCCAAGAAGGAGAAGGCAGAGGAACCCAAGAAAGUGGAGGAAGCCAAAGCUAAAGCAAAACCCAAAGAUGAGCCCAAAGCCAGUAAGGAACCCCCCAAAGUUGAGGCUCCCUCCAGCAAGGAGGGCACAGCCCCAGAGCCAGGGAAGAAGUGAUGGAAGAGUCCCAGGCGCCCAAGGCACCUCCGGGCACGGGAGCUGCUCCGCUCCCUGCGAUGGCUGGGCCCGGGGUGGGACCCCAGGGACCCCCAGGCCAGGCUUUCCCUUAGCAAUAGGUCCGUGAGAGCCCCUCGGGUGGGCGACUGCUUCCCUCGCAGAACGUGAUACUCGCCGAGCGCCACAUUUAAACACUUGAAUUAUAACCCAGGAGAAGAGGAGGGACCCCCAGGGGAGCCCCACCGCCCUUCUCCUCUUAAGUGCAUUUAUUUAAUGUAUGUGCAAUGGAUGGAUGAGUGCAAUGCAGAGCUGUAGCUGCUUGGGGGGGGCUGGCAGGGUCCUGCCCUGCCCUGGGGGGUGACAGUCCCUCUGGGCAGAGCUGGGAGAGGCUGGGAGCUGCUGGAAUGCUCACAGACACACACGGUGCACCAGGAACCUCAGCCCACUGAUCUUUGCUUUCUGUGCAAUAACCAAAUAAAAGUGCUUACGGAAA
Molecule: messenger RNA, 3419 nt
Organism: Poecile atricapillus (Black-capped chickadee)
Lineage: Eukaryota; Metazoa; Chordata; Aves; Passeriformes; Paridae
Gene: NEFH
Product: neurofilament heavy chain
Exons: 4
Coding region: 8-2926 (972 amino acids)
Biological process (GO): axon development
Cellular component (GO): axon; neurofilament
Molecular function (GO): structural constituent of postsynaptic intermediate filament cytoskeleton
Source: RefSeq, a predicted model, not a curated record